CCGGAGCGGGAGGGAACGUUCGGCCCCCAGGCAUCCCUCUUCGAAUGCAGGAGUUGUCGUGACGUUUGGGAAGGGGCGGAGCUAGUUUCAAAACCAAGGGCCAAGAUGGCGGAGGGUGGUUCGCUGAGGAAUAGGACGCGGUUUGGUUCGAGGAGUAACGAGACGAUGAAUCACGUUGACUAUCCAGAUGACAAUUAUGUGGAAGAGAUCCAGCUUAAUUCCGACACUGAAGUUAUGGAGAAACCAUGUCCAAUCCAGAUAGUGCUGGCUCAUGAGGAUGACCAUAACUUUGAGUUGGACGAGACGGCAUUGGAGAGCAUACUGAUGCAGGAGCAUAUCCGGGAUCUCAAUGUGGUUGUACUGUCUGUGGCAGGGGCAUUCAGAAAAGGCAAAUCCUUCCUGCUUGACUUCAUGCUCCGCUUCAUGUAUAGCCAGAGCUCCUCCUCUUGGAUAGGUGGGGAUUAUGAACCCUUAACUGGUUUUACAUGGAGAGGGGGAUGUGAACGGGAGACUACAGGCAUACAGAUAUGGAGUGAAGUAUUUGUUGUAGAAAAACCAGAUGGUUCCAAGGUUGCAGUUAUGCUUAUGGACACUCAGGGGGCCUUUGACAGUCAAUCAACUAUUAAAGAUUGUGCAACCGUUUUUGCUUUAAGCACAAUGACCAGUUCUGUUCAGGUAUAUAAUUUAUCCCAGAACAUCCAAGAAGAUGAUCUGCAGCAUUUACAGCUUUUUACAGAGUAUGGCCGUCUUGCAAUGGAAGAAAUUUACAAGAAGCCCUUUCAGACACUUAUGUUUUUAAUUCGAGACUGGAGUUACCCUUAUGAACAUACAUAUGGCUUGAAAGGAGGAAACUCAUUUUUGGAAAAGAGGUUGCAGGUGAAGCAGAACCAGCACGAAGAGUUACAGAAUGUCAGGAAGCAUAUACACUCAUGCUUUACCAACAUCGGCUGCUUUCUCUUGCCACACCCUGGACUAAAAGUUGCAACUAAUCCAUAUUUUGAUGGCAGAUUAGCAGAAAUUGAUGACGAGUUCAAAAAGGAACUGCGUGAGCUGGUGCCCUUGCUGCUCGCUCCGGAGAACUUGGUGGAAAAAGAAAUAAGUGGCUCUAAAGUGACUUGUCGAGACCUUCUAGAAUACUUUAAGGCUUACAUCAAAAUCUAUCAAGGAGAAGAGCUGCCUCAUCCCAAGUCCAUGCUGCAGGCAACUGCAGAAGCAAACAACAUGGCUGCUGUUGCUGGAGCAAAAGACACGUACAGUAGAUCCAUGGAGCAGGUUUGCGGAGGAGAUAAACCAUACAUAGCACCUUCAGACCUUGAAAGGAAGCACUUGGACCUGAAAGAAUCCUGCAUAAAACAGUUCCGCUCAGUGAAAAAGAUGGGAGGCGAGGAAUUCUGCCGCCGGUAUCAGGAUCAAUUAGAGGCAGAGAUAGAGGAGUCCUAUGCAAACUUCAUAAAGCACAAUGAUGGCAAAAACAUCUUCUAUGCUGCUCGUACUCCUGCCACGCUUUUUGCUGUCAUGUUUGCAAUGUACAUUAUCUCAGGACUGACUGGUUUCAUUGGCAUGAACUCUAUAGCCACCAUCUGCAAUUUAAUCAUGGGAUUAGCACUGUUGUCCUUCUGCACCUGGGCCUAUGUCAAGUACUCGGGAGAGUUCAGAGAACUGGGAACACUAAUAGAUCAAAUUGCGGAGAUUAUAUGGGAACAGCUACUGAAGCCACUAAGUGAUAACUUGAUGGAGGAUAACAUAAGGCAAACUGUGAGAAACUCCAUCAAGGCAGGUCUUACAGAUCAAGUGACUGCCCGGCUAAAGACAAACUGACAAUCCAUAUCUUCAGCGGCAUUUUCCCCAUCCCCUCUGCUUGUUUGUACCAUGAGAACUUUAUUAAAUACAAAUAAACCAAAGUUUACAACGAUGACUGUAGACCCAGAAUAACUCGGCCUAUCAGAAUGCUGCCAACCGGUUUUAAACAUGGCUCCCGCAAAUGAACCCUACAAAGCUAACUAUUAGGACUAUCAUGGGUGAGAGCCCCCCUUAGCACACCCUUAAACGGUGCCAUGUUCUUUUCCUACUCCCCCCCCCAUAAAACCCUUCAUAAAAGGAAGUCCUUUUAUCUGAAUGUCCAGUUUGAUUUUAGUUGUUCUAAUCCAUAGUUAUUUAUUGAGGGGGCAGCUGUUCAGUGGGGAGGGUGAUCUACUGGUUACAAUUCACUGCCUUUUAACUGCAAAAAGCCUUUCCUUCCCCAGGAUGUGUAUGAAGGCUGGAGGCAUUACUGAAUACAUUGCCUUUUUUUACCCACAAACCUGCCAUAACAUAGGUGCAUAUCAUGGGGAGGUGCUGUCAUGUUUUGGGGUUUUUGCUUGUUUCUCCUGUUUAGCCUUUAUGUAUAUAUAAAGUACCAUUAAUUUUAUUGGGGUGGGUGGUGGGGGAAUAGGGGAGCCAGUCCAUCCAGAAUAAUUGCCUAAAGCUCUAGAAGUUCAGAUCAUCUGUACAGCGUUAGUUAUUUUCUACACAAGAUCAGAUAGGGCAUGUAUAUGACAUAUAAAUACUAUAAAUACCAAUUUUGUAUCAAGUUUUUGUAGUCCAUGCCAAAUUCUGUAGUAAGUAAAGUCCCCCCGCGCCGGGAACAUUUGUGGCUCGUGUAAAGUGUGAAUGCCUAAAUCUGCCAUUUUGAUAUAUUUGUGAUAUUCCCCUGCCCUGAACACUGCUGUCUCACUCCGGUGGGGGGUGACGAAGAAAUCACUGAGCGUUUUUUUUUUUUUUGUUGUGAAAAUUUGUCCGGUUUCAAAUUUAAAGCUGUUUUCCUGUAAUUUAUUUUCAGUAUAAUUAAAAUCUGUUGUAUAUAUGGCACAUA
Messenger RNA from Xenopus tropicalis (tropical clawed frog), 2851 nucleotides. RefSeq names its product atlastin GTPase 2 (gene atl2). Gene Ontology annotation, cellular component: endoplasmic reticulum membrane. NCBI's taxonomy places the organism in Eukaryota, Metazoa, Chordata, Amphibia, Anura, Pipidae. The coding region runs from base 106 to 1818 and encodes 570 amino acids. Gene Ontology annotation, molecular function: GTP binding; GTPase activity. The record is from RefSeq and is a predicted model, not a curated record. The transcript is spliced from 13 exons.